This is a messenger RNA of Penicillium angulare, 621 nucleotides long. RefSeq names its product GNAT family N-acetyltransferase. The coding region runs from base 1 to 621 and encodes 206 amino acids. The transcript is spliced from 2 exons. Lineage: Eukaryota; Fungi; Ascomycota; Eurotiomycetes; Eurotiales; Aspergillaceae. The record is from RefSeq and is a predicted model, not a curated record. Gene Ontology annotation, molecular function: acyltransferase activity, transferring groups other than amino-acyl groups.
AUGUCUGCGUUCUGGUCGCAGACAUGGUGGAGAAUGCUAUGGAUUGACAGAAGUCUCGAUACCAUCAUUGACAAUUGUAUCCUGCGAAUGCCUCAAAGUCUCCAGACCGCCCGCGCUGUGCGAAGACAUCAGAAAGUCAUCGACUCCGCGACUGGUGGGAUUGUGGGUUACGCACGAUGGAUCCUACCAGAGUCUCACUCGGGUAGCUGGCUUGAGGCUCAAAUACCGGAUGUUACAGCAGAGGAGAGCAGGGCCUUUGCGGCAGACUACAACAAAGCGGACUGGACAACUCGUAACGAUAUGCCGGGCAUCGAUGAUCCACUGCAUAAGAUGAUGAACAAACAUAGACCGGAAAAGCCACAUAUUAAUCUUGAUUAUCUUGCUGUGAACCCAGAAUACUGGCGCCAGGGCAUAGGAAGCAGACUUGUUGAAUCCGGUAUUGAACAAGCAAAUAAAUUGGGCCUAGAGAUAUUUUUAGUCGCCAUGGGCACAAGUGCUUUAGGCAUGUACAAGAAGCUUGGGUUUGAGUUCCUGGAUCAGGAUAUUCAAGAUCUCAACCCAUGGGGAUUUGAUGAUGUUUACGACACAUAUAUUCUUCUAAAGCAACCACAGGCUGCGUAA